Molecule: messenger RNA, 726 nt
Organism: Acanthoscelides obtectus
Lineage: Eukaryota; Metazoa; Arthropoda; Insecta; Coleoptera; Chrysomelidae
Source: the annotation of a GenBank genome assembly
AUGCUUUUUCCAGGAGUUUGGGUCUAUGUCCGGCCCCAUUUGCUAGAGUCAGCUGAUCCAUUAUCAGUGAUGCUUGAGGAAGAAGCUGAAGUGAAUGAGGAUGAUUUGGCAAGCCAAACAACCAGUGAAUUGGUUAAAUAUAAAUACGACAUAUUCGAAUGUCCUAAAUGUGGCAACGUUUACCAAAGAAAACAUUCUUUAACAAGACAUUUGAAAUUUGAAUGUCAGAUAGAACCUGGCUACCAUUGCUUAGUUGAAGGGUGUACCUACAAAGGAAAGUAUGAGGUCAGCGUGAAAAGACAUAUGGCCAAUAUUCAUCCUAAAUACAAUAAAAUGCUUCAGGCAAAGGCAAAUAAGAGGAAAAUGAUAAGUGUCACAACUGUGAGCAAUCAAAAGGAUGAAGAAGGGCAAAGAAGCGAGAGUAGAGAUGAAAAUUAUGAAGAAAAUAAUAAACAAAGGACUCCAUUAGAAGAAGAUGGAAAUGGAAGAAGUGAUAAAGAUGACGCCAGAAAUAGUGAAAGAAGUGGUCAAGUGUGCCUAGUUAGAACUUGCACAAUGUCGCCUUUCACACACUUGAGCUGUGAAUGUGAGACUGAACCAGGUUACAGCUGCGUAGUUGAGGGAUGUUCAUACAAAGGAGAUACUGUGGUAGAUCUCAAGAAGCAUAUAACUCGUAAACAUCCGGAGCAAGGACUUUCUGAGAUCAAAAAGAGAUUUCUUAGUUAA